UACAGAAACCGGGAUAAGCUCCGGCCUGAUGGGCCACUUGGCUCGCAUGCAGACUUUACCUUAACCUGAUAACCAUACAGCUCUUUACAUGAUAACUCCAAACAGUUCUGUCAGUGCCACUUUGAAAAUAAGGUGUAACAUUGAGGCAGUAGGUGUUGUUCUUUGCUCACACUGUACCAGAAAAUCUCUUACUAGCACACAUUCUGGUACCCAGGCCAGUAAUGUAUGCAAUGUGUGGGUGCAUGUUUAUUGUGCUUAGUUUAAAUUGCAUAAAAUAUUUCUCCUUCUAGAGGUAUUUAAUUUGCAAAAUAGCUCUUGCACACCUUGUAUUCCUAUGUUAACAGGUGUACGUAAGUCUCUGUUGAUGAAACAUGUCUUCUUUUUCAGUUGUGGAAGUUGUCCCCCAGCCCUUAUCAGCUGCUGACUCAGCAUCUAGAUGCCUGUGAGUGGAGGCUUGCUGUGUGCCAUCCUUCUGUACAAUACACCAUUCUUCAUGCCCUCUACACUUACUGUCAGAGGUAUAACCAUUUCCUUCCUAAUUCUCCAUCAGAAGGCUUGCGCACAUCGCAGGAUGGUGAUGUGGUUUCAAUGUUCAGUUUACUUUCCAAAGUAUUGGGAAAUUCCAGCACAUCACAAGACUCUAGAAAGCUGUGUCUAGUGUGGCUGGUGGAAGUCUUGGACAAAGCUAUCAACAUUGGUGUUCUUGUAGCCAUCAGUAAACAUGUGAGCUUGGAUUCCUUAGCAGAAAGCAUUUUGCCAUCCUCAUUUGACCAUAAUCCCACCAUAUCAUUGGAAGUUUCUCUUUGUCUGAAUAUUUUAGUUGAUUUGAAAGUCCUAUCAACCAAGUGCCUGAGAAAAUUCCUUGAGGAUUGUGCUGUCCGUCUGAUGGAUGUGAAUAGAGAAGUCUGCAAGAACUACCAACAGCUCAUCAAUGCUUUACCAACAGAUAUUUUAACAAGUUCCAUAAGCCAGAGCCUGUUUGAAUCAAGAACUGGUCAAGCCAGAGGCAGUGUAGAUGUUGGCAAACCCUUGGUCACCAGUUGCAGUGAUGUGUGGUUGGCUCGUAAAGGUCACACAGUCAAGCCACCAUCUGGCUCUUUCCAUUCUCAUGAUUUUCAAAUCGUGAUGGGAUUUAUUCUGUCAGGUGUAUUACCUAGCAAAGAGCCAAAUGUCGACUGGUUGUUGAGGCUAUUCCACAGCUGCAACAGAGUUCAGAAGUAUGCAGAAACAGAGAUGGUUCAGUUUAACAGGUGUGAAUCACUGCUUUGGUUUUGGGCCACGUGGGAAGCUGCUCAGUUCUGCAUUUUAUCGCGUCUGCGUACUCCACUUGGUAGAGCUCAGGAAACUUUUCAGGCAAUAGAAGGUGCUUUGCAGAAGUUUGUGAUGGAUGCAAAUGGUGAGGAAGAAAAAAGCAAACCUAAGCAUGAAGAGCCAGGAGCCAAGGAGGAUGAGGGAAAUGAAACAGUAGCUGCUGAAUCCAAACCUUAUGUCAACCACCUCCAGUCUGUAUUGCUGCUACAGUUCAUAGAGAACCUUGAAAAGCUUAUGUACAAUGGCUAUGAAGGAUGUGUAGUGGGUCUACCCUCGCCACCCAAGUCUGUACGGGUAUUUUUCCGCACAAAUCGAAGCACAUGUAUUGAGUGGCUUACUAGAGUGCGUAAACCAGUGAUGAGUGUGGGUUUGGUGUGUGGCUGUCCUGCAGCAACUGUCUGGCAUGGAUUUCAAAUGUUGCAGGAAAUGAAGACUGCAGGAAAUACUCAGGGUGAAGAGUUUGACAGUGCUGUAUUACUGACAGCUCAAGCCUUGUGUGAACUGAGAAGUGCUCAUGCUAUCACUGGUUUAGUGGCCUGGUGUGAACAGGUCUCUGGUCAAAAGUUCUCUUGGAUGAAUGGAACAAUAAUGAAAGCCAAGGGCUGGUAUGAGUCCUCAGCAACAGAAAACAAGUCAACUGUGGAAGAGAUGUUGACCAAAGAGAAAAGCCACCAAGAGGAAAGAAAGACAGGUGAUACACCUCCACCGUGUACUGCUGUGACAACAUUCCCUGUCAAUGAGGUUGCAGACUGUUACAUGAAGUUAUCAUCUUGGAAUGAGGUAGCAGACUGGCAGAAGCAUGUGAAUAACCUGAGAAAACAAUGCUCAGACUCAGAAGUACAGCAUUCACUAAUGGCAAACGUUGACAUGAAUUACGUCAAAGCUUUGAGCAAAUUUGAGGAAUGUGACUUCAUAUCAGUGCGGAACCACCUUCGACUGAUCCCUGGAGCAGCACUGAACUCACUGACUGAGAAUCUGACCAAGUCUGCUUGGUCCGUGAAGCUGAAUCAUCCGGACACAACAUUUACUCCAGUCUGGGCCCCUUACAAUAUUGAGCAGACAGCUGAACUAUCCUUGAUUCAGGCUCAGACGCUGUUCUUUACAUCAGGAAAUUUGAAAGCUAAGACAAAAGAUAACAACACAAAGGAUCAGAAGAUCAUUCAAGCCAUCAAGGAAUGCAUCCAUCAUGCCACAUCCCUUUCUGAAGGAGUGCUUAGAGUGGGAACACUGGGUUGGCCAUUAGAAGUUUCUGCUUCUCACAUGACUCAGCUGCAAUUUGCUACUACUGUAGAGAAUAUCAUGGAGACAGAACUUCACCAGGAGGAUGUAUCUCCAUCAUUUCUCCAAGGAGAUGGAACUUUCACUAUAAACCACACUCACCAUGACUGUGCUGUCCUGAUCAAGGCAUUACGGUUUUGUUCAAACCUUCAUUAUGUCGCCUCCUCAGUGGGAAAACAUCAGGAUCUUGUGAAGAGUGAACUGGUGUCAUUACAGCUGGCAACAGCUAAACUUGCAAGAAAGCAUCACAACUUUAGUCUUGCACAGAAGCUUUUAGUGAAACAAGUUUCUUUGCUUGGAAAUCCAGUGAAGAUUCCACAAGAUUCAAACUGCAGUAAGAAACAAUUUCUUGAACCAUUAAUGGAAAGCUUGAAUGAUGCAUCUUUAGCCACAGCAAAACCAGUUGAUGUGAUGGAAAUACAGAGAGAAUGUUCAAAGUUAGCUUUGGCGUUAGGGCACAGUUCAGAAGCAGUAUAUUAUCUCUCUGACAGCAUUAGUCAGUAUUCAAACUUGGGUGAUAUUGACUCGAACGUUGGUGCUGUAAAUUCGAGAUCACUGCUCACUCUUGCCAAAUGGCUACUUAACGACCGAAAGCUGUUGACUGCAGUCACUAAAAUAAACGGAAAUGGUCUUGCUGUAGCAGCGAAAAUCAGUUCACUGUGUGAGUUGGAGGCAAAUUACGUGAGUCUUGGCCAUAGCAACCUUAUCCCAGCGCAGGAUGAAUCACCAGAGAACUAUUUAAAUUCUACUUCUGUUCCAAGUGUGGCCUGUGGUGUGACUGAUGCCGAGUCUGUCUGUGGCCAGCUUCUGCACUUGGCUACCAUGCAAGCCCCAGAUUUGGGCAAGGUCUGGUUCAAUUUGGCUGGAUGGUGCUAUCGAUGGGGAAGAAAGACGGUUGAACAGGCUAGCUCAAUGGGAAAUGUUGAUCUUUUACCACAAGAAAGGGAAACCGUGUUACAGAAUCUUCCACAGAGUGCUCGUCCUGCUGAGGUGGAGUCAGUUCAGUUGGUACUGGGCCAGGUUCAUGUGACAGCAUAUUUCAACCAGGAUGAGGAUAUUGGUGAAGAGGAUCAGCUGUAUGAUGAUGGAGUAGAAAACACCAAGAAACAGCUUGUGACAGUCUGCCCUGGACUACAGGAUGCCCAACCUCAGUUGCUUGAGAAUCUGCUGUCUGUGUGGAAAGGUGUCAGGGACAGACUCUUUAAACACUACCAUUUUGCUGCCAAAGCAUACUUCAUGUAUCUCAGGAUGGGAAAUGUGGUAAUAAAACCAAACUCUUGUUGUGCCCUGACAGACAUAACUCCUCAGCUGUUUUCACGACUGAAUCACCCAGAAAGUUAUGUACGGCAGAGUGUUUCUGAGUUGCUGUGCCGUGUGGGUCAAGAUGCACCACACCUGAUAGUCUAUCCUGCAGUGGUUGGGUGUUCUACGUCACUUCCUAAGUACUUGCUGAGUAAAGGCAAAGAAGGAGAGGGUCUUCUUCCACUUCUUGUGUCAACUUCCACUGACUCGGCAGAAAAUAGUCAAAAUCAAGGCAGCCAACCCUGUGAGGCCCAAGGCGGCAAGACAGAGAGUGACGCACUGACCAGCUGCUACCAGACCAUCGUUGAAUCUAUUAGAACACACAAUCCUCAGCUAGUAUCUGACCUGCAGGGUUUUAUAAUGGAGUUACGCAGAAUCACUCUACUGUGGGAGGAAUUAUGGCAUGGCUCCCUUAUGCAGACUCAUCAUGACGUAACACGACGGCAGCAACAGCUUGAGGACGAGAUCAAGAGAGUCAAUGGUAACCAGAAUCUAACCAAUCAGCAGAAGGCAACACUGAUCAGGGAGAAACAUAUUGCUAUCAUGAAACCCGUUGUUUUUGCAAUAGAGCAGUUGAACAAAAUAACCUGUCAAGAACCUGCCACGCCUCACGAGCAAUGGUUCCAGAUGACUUACAGUGAUACGAUUCAAGCAGCACUGGAAGCCUUACAGAACCCUCCAGAUCCUUCUGACCACAGGUCCAGCUGGGAGCCAUUUAAACAGCUAUUACAAGCAUUCCAGGCCAGAUCUCAAAAACGUGCAGCUUACACCCUUUACAUGGAUGAGAUCAGCCCUUCACUUGCCAGUCUAAAAGCUUCUGCAGUCUACAUGCCAGGCCAGACACAUUUCAGUGGAAAGAUUGUCACCAUUGAUUCUGUAAUCAGAGAAGUCAACAUUCUGCCAACCAAAACCAAGCCUAAGAAGCUGGUGUUUGUCGGAUCUGAUGGACAGAGGUACACAUACUUAUUUAAAGGACUUGAAGAUCUUCAUCUUGAUGAAAGAAUCAUGCAGUUCCUCUCCAUCUGUAACAAUAUGUUUGCCAGAGUUGACAGCCACAAUUCUCCCCAAUUUUGUGCUCGCCAUUACUCUGUCACGCCUCUUGGCCCCCGGUCAGGUCUUAUACAGUGGGUGGAUGGGGCUGUUCCUGUGUUUGCCUUGUUCAAACGCUGGCAGCAAAGAGAAGCCAUGGCCAUCUCACUGGUGAAGUCUGCACAGGGUGCAAAUCAACCACCACCUCCACCCAUGAAACCAAGUGAACUUUACUACAGCAAAAUUACUCCUGCCCUUAAAGAGAAGGGUAUCACAGACCUGUCUAACAGAAAAGAUUGGCCUCUUAGUGUGAUGAAGCAUGUCCUAGAGGAACUCAUGAAAGAAACUCCUAGUGACCUGUUGGCCAAAGAGCUGUGGUGUUCUAGCACUAGUGCAGCAGAGUGGUGGCAGAUGACUCAGAGUUAUGCUCGAUCCACUGCAGUCAUGUCUAUGAUAGGUUACAUUAUUGGCCUGGGAGACAGACAUCUGGAUAACAUGCUGGUAGAUUUCACAACAGGGGAGGUAGUCCAUAUUGACUACAAUGUGUGCUUCGAGAAGGGUAAAGGACUGAGAGUCCCUGAGAAGGUUCCAUUUAGGAUGACACCUAACCUGGAGACAGCCCUGGGAGUGACAGGAGUGGAGGGAGUUUUCCGUCUGUCGUGUGAAGAAGUGCUGAAGAUUCUGAAACAAGGUCGUGAGACGCUGCUCACUCUCCUGGAAGCUUUUGUGUAUGACCCUCUGGUUGACUGGACCACUGCAAACGACACUGCUUUUGCCAGUGCCUUUUAUGGAGGAGGAGCUCCUGGUGUUACAGACAACAAAGUGAACAAGAAGGAGAUGGAAAGGGACGUCACUCAGAGCUUGUUUUCUUCACGUGUGGCAGAGAUGAAAGUUACUUGGACAAACAACAGGGACGAGUUGUUAUCUGGCAUGACCAAGUUAGAUGAACAGUUGGACACAUACUUGGUGUCUCUGAAACAAUUAAAAUCUUUGGACUUGUCAACUGAUGAACUUAAAGAUCAGCAGGAGACUCUCCAGGCAGCCAUCAGUAACACUCAACAUCCUCUGCACACUGUACAAGCCAAAUUUGAUGAAAAGAAGAAACUGCUAGCUGAUCAUGAUUCAGUGUUACAAUCCAUCGCAGAAAAACUUCUCGAAUGUCAGCAAUGGCAGGUUCAGCACAAGGCUGCAAUGGAGACCGUUCAUGGACCAAAGCUGGGGUCUCUUGUUGGUGAACUUCUUCAACCCCUUGACCUAGGUCUUCCAAGCUUUGCUCCAGCCAUCAGUUUCUUAAAGGGCGCAGGACAAGGACACAUUGUAAACCAGUGUGAACAGCUUGAAACAGAACUCUCAGGCUUGCUUCAUCAGAGACGUACCAUGUUCCGCUCCUGCCUAGACUUGCUUCACACCUAUGCCACUGUGACAUCGCUUUUUCCUUCAGAUUAUGUACAACAAAACAGAAGUUUUGAAUGGCAGAGUUGGCUUCAGUCCUUGGUAGACGAUUCCUCAACGAAGAAGUGUCAAGAUGUACUAGAGGAGAGUGAGAAGCUACAUAACAAACCAGUGGCUGACAGUCCUUUGACCCUAGCAGAAGUGACAGGGUUCAUGGCCAUGGAGGUCAAAUUACAGAGCAGUUUGACCGAACAGAAUGCCAAGUUCAUUAAGUUUUCUGAGCGCAGGAAACAAGAGAGUGUCGAGACAGCAUUCCUUCGCAAGGCUGUUGGGGAAACUUAUGGAGCACUGAAGAAAUACAUUACAGGAAAACAGCCUACAUCGUUUCGUUGUCUUACUAGUGUACUGAUCACGGCAUUAUGCUCCCUGAAUAAGAGGUGUUUAGCAAUGGAGAACACAGCUAAAGUUGCCAAGGACAGACUAUCUGAGUUGACGUCGAGAGAAGGCGACUGGUUUCUUGAUGAACUCUGCUCCAUGAGUGGUAAUGUGAAUCAACUACUGUUACUGCUGAAGGACCAUCCAAUGGAGGUCAAAGAGGAUCAGCAAGCUCUGUUAGGCCAGGCUCAGAAUUCCAUGAAAGCUGUUUUAGCAGUACAGAAGGUGUUCAUGGCUUUGCAGGAACUGAUGACAAACUUCAGGACAAUCAUUGUCCCAGAGGCAGUGAAGAGCAUCUAUGCUGAAGACCCAACUGUGUUUGCUGUCGUCCAGCAAGUUCAAGCUGUGGCUUGUUCACAAAAGCUCAGUCUGAUAGAACUCGCUGAGAACAUAGAAGCUCGGCUCUUGGAAGGACACUUAGCAGCACAGACGCAUAGCGCGGAGGAAGUCGAUACAGCAAUCCAGGAGAUGCACACUCAGUUUGAGAAGAUUCUUCAAACGAAUAAGAUCCCUGGCUCUGAUUCAGGUGAAGACAGCAGUAAUUCUAUGACAUCCGGUCAGAUGUUGCUAGCAGGGUUCAAUGGACUCUUCACCAAAGUGGCCAGUGAAUUGACAGACAUGUUCACAGCCUUUGAACGAGUUCACUUUGACGAGCACAAUUUGAAGUUUGACAUUGUACGAGAUGCACAGGAACUUCAGGUGACAAACGGUGCUAAAAAUGCUGACCUUCUUGGCAAGGUGUUCUUUCUCAAGAGGUUGGAAGUUAUCAUCUCAUUCUUCAAGAGUUGUAGGCUGGUUACGCUCUCACUUAAAGGCGUGUCCAGCUCAGCAGCUAAGCCAGGUUCUGUAAACUGUGUGGCAGAACCUUCAAACAACCUGUUUACCAACUCAGACAAUGUGCAUGCGGAGACGAAGACUUGGAAUCCCGACACAUGUUACAGUGAAGAUGACCUGGCUGUUCAUGUCAAACAUUUCAUUGCUGAUUGCGUUCAACAGUGCAUUAUGGGCCUGCCAUCACAAGCCCUGGCUGCGGUGGUUAUCGCGUUUGCAACCAUUUUGAGAAAUAAGGGGGAUAAAGAAUCCGCCAACGAGGAAGACGUGGUCUCUUUGGAGGAAUUUUGCAAGAAGGUUGUCGAUAGCAACAUCUCAAGUGGAAUUAUGAAGUCGAAACAUCUGUCACAGAUCACCAGCUUAACAAGUUCUUACGAUGUGGCGUGGAGGAAGCACGAUUUUGCCAAACGUCUCGAUAACAAUAUGAGCAUUUACAAGGGAGUGGUACAACGAGCUCAACUUCAGCUUGCAAGGUUUCAGUGGCUGUAUGAGGAUAACUUGCUGAGGUGUCCCAUGAGAGGAAACAACAUGAUAACACCAGCAAGGGCCACUGUCAUGGCAGACCUGAAAAAGCGUGUUCAAGGGCUGAUACACAUGGAUUCAGUCGUAAAAGGAGUGGAGGAGAAGUUUAGUACACAAGAGGCAAGCAUCGAACAACGUCUCAAGUGGGCAGCAGGAGCAAACCCCGCCCUGAACCCAGUGCUGCAGAAUUUCGAGAAGACCUUAGCUGCUAGGAAGAAGUUAAUGAUGGUGGAGAGCAAACAUUCUUCAGAUAUCUGUAACUUGUCAAAUGCCAUCCUUCACUGUGAGGCGCUGCGAACACACACAGCUGAUGCUGUGGGAAUAGACAACGUCAUGACUGCCUUGGUCAAGAGAUGCCAACAGAGCUCUGCCGAGUUGGAGAGUUGUUCGGAAAAGCUGCAUGAUGUGACCGAGGUAGCAAAGAAAGUGAAGGUAUCGUAUCCACCAGAGGCUCCUAUUACUCUGGACUGGAUGAAGAACAAGUUAGAGGCUGUGGGCCAGGAGAUGGCCUCCAUCAAGAGUAGAAAGUCACAGGCAGCCCAGGCUAUUAUGAAUAACAGAGACUCUAUCAAGGCGCAGGCAAGCUCAGUGAAAUCGACAAUGGUAUCCCAUCAACAGCUUAUUGGAGAUGUCAAGUCCAUGUUGACGACAAUGGCAAAGGAUGAGGAGGCUGCGGAAUCCCGCCCAGCCAAGCUGUUUAUAUCCACUCAUAACCGCCAAUCAGAGGAGUGUGCACAGCUGAUUAAGAGCAUUUUAGCAGUUUGUAGUGGGAAGAUCAGCGAUGGAAGAGAGAACGUGGAAGACAACAUCACUGAAGUGAAGUCCAUGGUGAAGUCAAUUAAAUCUCUUGUGCAAUGGGUUCACGAUCAUCUUCUGUCGCUAGCUUCACCGCUUGUUCCUGAUGAGUGUGGGUCCAGUGCAGGCAAGACACCUAUUGUUGCUCCACCACCCACAUUUGCAUCAGCUCUUCGCCAAGGGGGCAACGUUGUCGCAGCGGGUGGAAAGGAUUCCCCGGGACCAUCCGAAACUGGAUCUCCUCACCCAGUCAUCCUACAGAGGGACCUUGCAGCUAGUCCGUCAGGUGCUGGCUCACCGACAGCCUCUGUCAGGCUCGUAGCAGCAGCGAGCCCUAGACGAAUUUCAACAACAACUCUGGCAAGAGACCCAAGAACCGGCAAAGCCCUUCAAGAGCGUAACACUUACGCGAUCAGUGUGUGGCGACGAGUCAAAUCUAAGCUGGAUGGUAGAGAUCAAGAUAACAAGAAAAUGUCUGUUCCAGACCAGGUUGACUUUGUGAUUCGCGAGUCGCGAAGCGUGGACAAUCUGAGUCAGAUGUAUGAAGGUUGGACAGCCUGGGUGUGAUGUCAACAGCACAGGAAUAUGUGAAUAAACAUGACCUACUCUUCCAAGAGCUAACAAGGGCCAACCACACCAGCCACCGUAGAAGCAUCAUAGAAAGCCGUAAGUCGGCGGGCAGCUUUACGAAGGCUACGUACAGUCAUGUAGCUAACAACAGCAAUUAUUUAUCAAAGCAGACCGCAUGCCACAGAUAAUACCUUACGAUGCUUGCACAACUAAGAAAGAUUUUGUUAUGGUGGUAUUCAUGUAAGUGGUUUGGCGACGAGCUUUGUUUAGCAGUGUUUCUGGCAUUCGUCGUAUGUACGGUAGCGAGAGUAACUUAUAAAAUUUACCUCUUACCUUGAUGGCCUCCCAUUCAAUCUUUUCCAUUUUGCAAAGCGGGAGCAAAGAACAAAGUUAUAAGUUACUCAAAUGCCCUGAAAGUUAAAGAACGUAGCGCUAAGACGGUUGCAAAGUGUAUCGUCGAUAGCUUCACAUUUGAAGAAAUUAUUGUAGAUCUGUAGAGAGCAGAACGACACCUUACGUAACGAUUUUCAAACCUCAAACUUAUUACUCAGCUCCUUUAUUUGCCAAAAGUGCCCAUAGCUGACAUACAUCUCAGAUUUUCUGAAAGGGGCAUUAAUUAAUAUUCUUGAGAAUGUAUCUACAAGUUAUUGAAACAAACUAACGUAAAAACCUUCAUGGCUUAGAUGUGAAAACGAUUUUCUGUAAACUGUUAGAAGUACUUAGUGAUAAGGAAAGUUGAAACAGCAGUUAGCAUUUUAGACAAGGUUAGCGCAAGCGCAGACGUGCGAAAUGCGAAAAAACCCGUCCAUUUAAUGCUUUAUCUAAUUGGUAUGUCACUAUUAAGGAUGACAAUGUCUUCCUUUGCCAUCUAAAAUUAUUAAAAACCAAAAUAGCAUGAUUGCAGCAUGCAAUAAAUUCACCAUGUAAUGUCAUCGCUUAUGCUGCAAAAUUCCAUCUACAUGCAAAGCCUUUUGAAGCCUUUGGUGAUUUUUUUUUUCAGCUUAUUUUUGUUAGUUUAUCUUUAUUAUAGACUGUGUUGCCUUGUUUUGACUUUUCCUGGCUAGUUUAGUGGUUAACACUACUUGUGAAUUUCCUUUCUGUUAAAUUGAUAGUACCUCACAAGGAAUUUGGAACACUAAACAAAGAGGCCUGCCAGGGAGUGGGGUGGGGUAGGUCGAAGUAGUACCCAUGCCCACUCAUUUUGUGAUUGAUGUUCUUUGAUUCGGUCUUAAGGCCCUGUCAAAAAUUGGAGACAAAGAUCUUACUCUGCACAAAUUCAAUCAAGCGCUAUUGCGGAUAUUGAAACCUUUUCCCUUGUGGGAUUAAUCCCUGGUGGAGCCUCCAAUUGUACAAGUUUUGCCUCGUAAAGACACCUGUCCAUUUACUUUAUUUAAUUAGUGAGUUAAAAACAAGAACUGGUGAGUUUCAAUUUUCUGUUCUGUGUUGAAUUAGUUAGCGUUACCUGGCAGUCACUCUGCAUAUUUAUUGUUAGCAGUGUAAACCCUGUUUUGUAUUUUUGGCCUUAGUUAUACCCUGCCAUGAAAGAGGAGGAGGGGUGGAGAGGGCUAGUCCGAAUGCCAAAGCAGCCUUGUUGUUUUUGGUCUUUACGUUGUCGAUCUCGGUUUGACAUUUGCAUGUACUUUACUGUUAGACACAGGAAACAAUUGUGGUGCCCAUGUGGUGGUGUUGCAGUUCAGGCUGUUGCUUGUCGGAUUUUAUCCUGGCAGGGUUUUAUAAGUAUUUUUGGCCUUCUUGAUCUUAAUUUGCAAUGAACUUUAUGACAUUUAAUGAUUAUAGUAACUUGAUAAUUUGCACAUUAUUGAUGUUUAUCUGCAUGUACAAUUAACUUUUUGAAGGUUUCUGUAAUCGGUUGGUAGGUUAAUUUGACAAUAUUCUCUGGGAACAAAACAUUCUUGGCGAGAUUUUUAAUACCUGAACUUAAAAAAAAAAAGAAAAGAAACAAUGACAGUUGAAUUACGUCAAACGUAGGCAAGAGUAUCGACACAAACACCAACAAACUUUCAAUCAUUUCAAGUUAACUUUGAAUCGUAGUUCAAUCUAGUCUGAAUCUUACCAAACCUUCUAACUUACUGUUGUUUCAACUUUAAAGUUGUUCAACCUUACAAUGCUAGAGCUCUAAAGAUUUUCGAGUUGUGAUGAAUUAACGUAUGAAUUCUAAACUGUUAAGAUUGCGUUAACAGGUUGUGAUUACAUCUGACUCCUUACAUUGAGUUUUUAAUUCUUACGAUUUUUUUCGAGAAGUCACGAAGAAAAUUUGUCGCCAGAGAUUAGUUUGUUACUUCAAAGUUAUGUAAUUUGAUCGUGUUCAUUUUUGCAUCUCUUACGUUAUAAUUAUUACUAACCUACUAAUGCCUUUGUAAGUUUAUGAUCGUUUAUGCUAAUAAAAUGUAACCCAAAAAG
Messenger RNA from Orbicella faveolata, 11886 nucleotides. Its product is annotated as serine/threonine-protein kinase SMG1-like. Gene Ontology annotation, cellular component: nucleus. Lineage: Eukaryota; Metazoa; Cnidaria; Anthozoa; Scleractinia; Merulinidae. Gene Ontology annotation, biological process: phosphorylation; nuclear-transcribed mRNA catabolic process, nonsense-mediated decay. Gene Ontology annotation, molecular function: protein binding; protein serine/threonine kinase activity. The record is from RefSeq and is a predicted model, not a curated record.